UUUUUUUUACAAAAAAUAUUUACAUUAUGUCUGUUAUUCGAAAAGGGUUAGUUUUUACAACAAUUAACGCGGCAAUUUAUUCAACAGAUGUCGAUAUUCACGAUGAUAUACAUAAACAAUUUGAAUUUAGAAAACACAAAGUUCUGGCUGAUAAAAUUCUUACAAAUGAUGAAAAAAAUUGAUGCAAUAAGAAUAUUAACUAUAACUUAUGAUCGAGAUAAAGUUAGGGUCAAUUAUGGUACGAAAAGAAUUUGUGAAAAUUGUAACCAAGAAUGUUUAGCUACAUUAUAUUGUGAACAUUGUGUUCGAAAUUAUUUAAAAAAAAAAUUUUCAAAUUGGACAUCUGGGAAUGAUGAUAUUGAUAAUAUAAUCCAGAGAUGUCAAAUGGAAUCACUCGGACCACAGAAUAUAGUUGAAUGGAUUCCAUAUAAUAAUUUAGAAAAUAUUAAAUAUCUAACAAAAGGUGGUUUCUCAGAGAUUUAUACAGCAGAUUGGGUUAAUGGAAGAUAUAUUAAAUGGGAUUCUGAAAAACAACAAUUAAAAAGAUCUCGAAGUCGUGCAGUAGUACUUAAAGGAUUAGAAAAUGUUGAAAGUGCAAAUAAACAUUGGUUUGAAGAGGCUAAAUCACAUUUAACUAUAAAUAAUAAAUGGCCAGACAUUGUUCGAUGUUAUGGAAUGACACAAAAUCCAUCAAAUGGAAAGUAUAUGCUUGUAAUGUAUAAAAUGGAUAUAGAUUUAAGAAAUUAUCUACAACAAAAUCACAAUCAACUUACAUGGAAGGGUAGGAUUAAAAUUACUUAUGAAAUAAUUCUUUCACUUAGUUAUAUUCAUAAUGAGAAAGCAAUUCAUAGAGAUUUGCAUUCUGGAAAUGUAUUAUAUUCUCAACUUUAUAAUGAUUGGUGCAUUAGUGAUCUUGGAUUUUGUGGACCUGCUGAUAAAUCAUCAAAAAGUAUAUACGGUAAUCUUCCUUAUAUAGCGCCUGAAGUUAUUGUUGGAAGAGAAUAUACAUUUGCAUCUGAUAUUUAUAGUAUUGCAAUGCUUAUGUGGGAAAUUUCAUCCGGAAAACCAUCAUUUAUAAAUUAUGAACAUGAAAAUGAUAUUGUAAUGAAUAUUAUUAAUGGUAUAAGACCAAAAAUUGUGCCAGGAACUCCAUUAGAAUAUAAAAAUUUAAUGAUACAAUGUUGGGAUUCUGAUCCAUUAAAAAGGCCUGAUACUAAGACACUUGAAGAAAAAAUGGGUAAAAUCAAUUUAUAUUAUCAAAAUAUGCCAGAUGAAUUAUUACAAUCAGAAAUGGAUGAUUUAAAAAUGAAUAAAGUAGAAGAAAAUUCUACAAGUAGCAGAUUAUUUACAAGUAAAAUUCACAACUUUGAAAAUCUACCUGAACCAAGAAAUGUAACAGAAGAAGAACAAGAAGCAUUUCAUAGUAAACCAUAUGAUUUUAACAUUCCUAAAAAUAUUAACGAUGAUUUUAAUGGAUUAAAUAAGCAGUAUAGUGACAGUAAAAAAUUGUCUAGCGAAUUAAUAAAUUCAAAUGAAAUAAUUCAACAACAAAUGAAAAAGAAAAGUAUUGAUAAUGAUGAAAUGAUUCAACAAAAAAUGAAAAGACAAAAUUUUGGUGAUAUUGAUGAUGAUGACGAUGUAUAUAGUAAUCCAAACUUUCAUUCAAAAGAACAAGAUGACCUGGAAAUUCCUGAUUACGAGUUUUAAAUAUUCCUUUUGUAAUAUCAUUAAUUAUAUUUUGAGGAUUUUAUUAUUUAUUUAUGCUUUAUUUUGAAUUAUUUAACCACUAAGACUAGAGUAAUAUUUACAAGAUUCUUAGUUUGUAAUUUAAAUAAUUAUAUAAUAAAAUUCGAAUUAUUAAAUAUGUAAAUUAUCACAAAAAAGAAAAUAUUUAUAUGAUUACAACUUCUACUCUAAUUAGAAUUUAUCGUUUCUUUUUGAUAGGAUAAGCAAAACAUGAUAAGAGAGAUUCUUUAACGAGAUCAACUUCCUUUACAAAUUUUCAUAUACACGGAGAAUAGUGGAACUAUUUCAGCUAACACGACUCAUUCGUAGAAAUGAAAAUGAAAAAUGAAA
Rhizophagus irregularis DAOM 181602=DAOM 197198 is the source of this 2076-nucleotide messenger RNA. RefSeq lists its product as uncharacterized. NCBI's taxonomy places the organism in Eukaryota, Fungi, Glomeromycota, Glomeromycetes, Glomerales, Glomeraceae. The record is from RefSeq and is a predicted model, not a curated record.